UUGUUGAGAGGAAUAAGAGAGAGAAAGAGAGAGAAAGAGAGAGAGUGAGAGUGAGUCAGUGAUGGCGCACAGCAGCCAGGCCGAGCCCAGCUGUUCUCCGAUCCCCUAUCCUACGUCAGUUUAUAUCAGCCACUUAGGCUACGUGCAUUCGAGAUUCCUCAUUUUCCUCGUUAAAUAUUAUGUACGUUUAGUGUUGAAAAAAAAAAAAAUUAAAAAUUACAAGGGGGGGAAAAGAAUAUUUAAUUGUUAAAGGACAGAAAAUUUCAUUUUCCAAAUUCAACAGUUAUAAGAAAACAGUAAGAGAUGAAAUCAUUCGUUCCAAUUGUUUUGUUGUUGUUGUUGUUGCAUUUCAAGAAAAUAUUUAUAUUUGAUAAUCAAUCGAAUUCGUUGAGAUCGAUAUUGUGAUAGUACUUUCGAAGUUAUUUUUUCAAAAGUCCUGAAAGACUUAAAUUAGCAAAGACAACGUUUAGUUGCAUUUCGUUUCUUUGCGGUUAAGCUCGUUAUCAUUCGACCUUCCACGUUCUCGAUUCUUUCCGUUAUGGACGAUUCAGUGUGACGGUUCUUUUAAGUCUGACUGCUAUACAUACAUACCACAAUGUUUUUCCAUUCCUUUGAAUUUAGUUCUUGUUCGUUUUUCCUCUGCACCAAGUUUAAUCGUUGCAGUGUACAACCGGAGAAUAAUUAAAUUGAAACGCGUCUUGUGAUCAUCGAAUGUUUGCUGCGUGUUCGAAUUGAAAUGUACGAUGAUUAUUGUGAUAAUUAUCAAUUAAUCAAAUUGUAUCGUUUAAUUCGCGUAAUAUUUGAACAAAUAUAUCAACAACGCGUCAUUGUUUCGUAGAUUAUUUUCAAUGUGCUGCAAGAGUGUAGAAUGUGAUCCGUGUGUACAGAAAGAAAUGUUAAUUUUAGAAAGACAGACACACAUAGUUUUGACAAUUUAGUUUGCUGAACCCUACGAUCAAGUUGUUUUUUCUUCUUGUCAACUCCUCGAGUUAUUUCCUAUAGGAUCAUCUUAUGGAGGAUGUUGCGUCGAGCACGUGGCCCGCAAGUUGCACGCUUGGCAUACAAAGAACAUCGUAAAAACGUAGCCCAAGUCCGCAGCAACAGCAGCAGCUGCUCUGCUGUGCUGUUCUGUGUCUGCCUGCGUAUGACUAUAAAUGGAACGUCGUGAAGGGACAUCGAUGCGUGUUGUUGUUAUUCACCAAACGAAAAAUACUCAUCCGCGAGAGAAGGUUGAGGUGGUGGCAUCGAAGAAAACUUGGGGUUUGUUCCCGGAGGAGAAUACAGAAAGAGGAGCGGUAAGAGUAGGAGAAAAAAGAGGAGGAGGAGGAGCAGGAGCAGGAGGAGGCGGAGGAGGAUUGGUAGGAGAAGCUCAUCACUCGUACGAGAGAUUCGAAGUGGAAGAGUGCGUUGGUAGUAGCAGCGGUUUGGGUACCAGCAGCAGUAGUAGCAGCAGUAGCAGCAACAAUUUGAUUCAAAUUAACAACAGUAACAGCAGUAGCAGCAGUAGCAUCAGCAGAAGUAGCAGGUAUAACAAUCCUGUAAACGUUAGGCGACCGAUCCGAAUUUUGGAAGGCGAUAUUAGUACGGCCCUGGUUUACCCCGUGGUCGUCGCGGCGCACGAGCCGGAGACAAGCUGCUCGUCGAGACGUCCAGCCGCUUUAGCGGUGCCGGCAGUGCCGGUGGUGGUGGCACCCACGACGAUCAUCACCACCACCAACACCAACAUUAACACCACCAACACCAUCAACAACACGGCUGCCACGACGGCCACUACUGCGGCAGCGGCUGUGAGAUCUGCCGCUGCCAAGAAUUUGUUCACCGAUGCUACGAAUACUGAUUUACGUCAAUCAAAUUAUCUAUUAUCAUCUGCCGGUUGUUGUUUCAUCAAGGAUACCAAGAAAGAGGAUGCCAUGGAACCCGAGAUCAAAGAAGAAGACGAACGCAGAUCGUCCACCUCCAGUCCUGAGUUUUAUGUGAGAAGAAAUAAAUGUUACAACGAGGAUGCCAGUAGCGAGGAAGAAAACAAGCCGGGCAGCAGUUCCCUUCAAUGUCAUGGAUUACCAUCAUCCUAUAGCGGAACUUGGCCCAUCAGAAGAGAUUUAUGGGCAAAUCAACAAAUGGGAUUUUCCAAUCAACAGAGUACAUCGAGUAUGUCUACCCAUAACGACAUGGCAAGUGUCAUGAGUUUUUCAUCAAAUUCUGGUACGAUGCUUGGUAAUUCGACGGAGAUGCAAGGACAUCGUAGAUUGGGAGCUAAAGUUGACGUUGUCUAUAAUUUGUUGAGCAUGCUAGGAAGUUCCGAAGGUCGAGAAGAUAUGAGCUCAACUUUAUUAUCAAUGAGUACUUCUAUCGACAGUUGUCUCGUCAUGAGACAAUCCGGCUGUCUACCUUUGCUCGUUCAAUUGAUUCAUGCUGCUGGACAAGAUCCAGAAACGAGAGAAAGAGCGUCCCGUGCGUUGCACAAUGUUGUUCAUGCUAAAAGCGACGAGAGAGCAAGACGUCGCGAGACACGAGUUCUCAGGUUCCUCGAACAAUUACGAGAUUAUUGUCAAUCAUUGAGAACGUUGUUGGAAUCGGGACAGCCAGCGGAUCUUGACAAACAUCCAGGACCAACAAUAGCAGCCCUCAUGAAAUUAUCGUUUGACGAGGCACAUCGUCACGCGAUGUGUCAACUCGGUGGUCUUCAUGCCGUAGCCGAAUUAAUAGAGAUGGAUCACCUAGCUCAUGGCAGCGAAUGCGACGAUCAAAAUUGUAUCACUUUAAGAAGAUACGCGGGCAUGGCGUUGACCAAUUUAACGUUUGGCGAUGGUAACAACAAGGCUCUUUUAUGUUCCUUCCGUGAAUUUAUGAAAGCAUUGGUCUCUCAAUUGCGAAGCCCCAGCGACGAUCUCAGACAAGUAACUGCAAGCGUAUUGAGAAAUUUAUCAUGGCGAGCCGAUAGCAGUAGCAAACAAACGUUGAGGGAAGUUGGAGCAGUUACGGGAUUGAUGAAAGCUGCUAUGGAGGGUCGAAAAGAGUCAACCCUGAAGUCUAUAUUAUCGGCACUUUGGAAUCUAUCUGCUCAUUGUAGUACGAACAAAGUAGACAUAUGCGCGGUCGACGGAGCUCUCGCUUUUCUCGUCGACAUGCUCAGUUACAACGCUCCGUCUAAAACUUUGGCCAUUGUUGAAAAUGCCGGUGGUAUAUUGCGAAACGUUUCCUGUCACGUUGCCGUUAGAGAAGAUUACAGAGCUAUUGUACGAGAAAGGGGUUGCUUGCAAGUACUUUUACAACAAUUACGAUCACCCAGUCUGACAGUUGUCAGUAACGCAUGCGGAGCACUUUGGAAUCUCUCAGCGAGGUGUCCACAAGAUCAACGUCUUCUUUGGUCCUUGGGUGCUGUACCCAUGUUACGAAGUCUCGUACAUUCGAAGCAUAAAAUGAUAUCCAUGGGUUCUAGUGCAGCGUUAAAAAAUUUACUCAGUGCCAAACCUGGCUGCAGCAAUCUCGUACAAUUGGAUUCAACUGCGCGCGGACUUGGAUUAUCGACCUUGCCAUCUCUCGCAGCUCGAAGACAACGCGCCCUCGAACAAGAAAUUGAUCAAAAUCUAGCUGAAACUUGUGAUAAUAUUGAACCGAGUACGUCGCCAACUAACAAGGAAGACAAAUUCACGUUUAAAACUGAUCACAGCUUUCUCGCUGUUAAUACACGUGGAUUACGAUCUUAUCAAUUGUAUAAUCAAUCUAGUGCAUCCGGUGGCAAUAAAUGCAACGGAGUUUCCAGAAGCGAAAGUAGAGAAUCCAUGAGGUCGGUAACUAGUACACAUUCCGACACGAUGUUUGAAAGAGUUCACCGACAUGUUAUGAACGGAAUGUCGCCAACCGAGCCACAAGGAAAACAAUCUUUAUCUUUACAUGCAGCAACAGGAUUCGAUAAUGGAAUACAAUUGGAUAAUCCAAAAACAACUUCAUCUGAGAAGAAAUAUACCUUGCGUUACAAAAAUGCAAUACCCGAAAAUCUUAGACCUACCGACAUUGGAUUCGGUAAUGGCAGUGAAUUACGUUCGACUACUUCAACUAUAUCAUGGUCAUCUGUUCCUGAUCAAGAAGCUGUUUGCUCCCAAACCUUAUUACAUUCAUCUGUCGAAGAAAACGCUUUGUUACUCAAUCAAAGUAUGUCAUCCACGUCUAAAUUCACCAGUCAAUCCAGCGUCUCGGAAAAUACCGAAGUAACUGUUUGUCCAAAUUCGGAAUACCGUAGCGAUAUUCCUAAAUCUAAAUCAGAAAUAUCGUCGCAACUAUCUUACGUACCUGAUAAUUUUUCAACUAAGCAAUGCGAGGAUUACGAUCGCAUGUAUUCCGACACAUCGUUGUUGCAUCAACACGAUCCUCUGAAUUCGAUUCAAAAUGUAAUAUCACCUACUUUGAGUCAUAAUUCGGAGGAAUCAUUGUUUCGAAAUUAUGCCGAAACUGAUCUAGAUCAGCCCACGGAUUAUAGCAUACGAUAUGCUGAACAAACUAUUGAGGAUGACGAGAAACAACACGCCGUAUAUUUUGUCACUACCGAACAAAGUCUCAUCACAUCCUCAUUACCGAAUGAAGUCUCGUCCCAAGAGGAUGACACCGUUAAAAUGUAUUGUACCGAAGGUACACCGCGUGGAAUUUCCUUGAAUUCUUCUCGAGCAGCUUCGUCUUCCGACUUACAGGAAGACAGUAAAAUGAAAAGUUUAUCGAGAAAAUUAUUAGAACCCAAUAAAUUGCAUGAUACUGAACAAAACGAUAAAGCGUCGUCUUUGUUGGAUGUAGAAAAAAUCAAUCGUUUUACUACCGGUCAAAAUAAAAAGCAAAAUUUCAAUCCUACGAAAGAAUUCGUGGAGAAAACUACGUGGCAAGAGUCAUCAUCAUCAGUAUCAAGUAGUUGUCAAUAUAAUCAAGAUGAUUCGACAAAAAUGAAUUCAUCCGAUAUUAAAAUAGAUAAGCAUGAGAUAAUAACUAAUCAAAGCAUAACAUUUGAUAGCGAGUCUAGAACCUCGAAAGAGUUAUUUCUAAACAAAGGUACUUCUUACGUUGGUAAUUUAGAUCAAGCUAGCGAUGUUGACGAGGAUGAUGAAGAUUUACUUGCUGCUUGUAUCAACAUUGGAAUGCAAAACAAUAGACAUAGGCAUUCCUUCAUAGGAAAUAGUUUCGAAAAACUUCCAAGAGCAGAGAGUAAUUUAAUGAGGUAUCAAACCAGCAUUGCUUUAGAUCAAGUAGAAUCUAACGAUUCUAUUGGCACUGCAACUGAUUCUUUCAAUCUAAUACAACCAGAAACUGCUGGAAAAGCACUGCCUAUAAAUAAUUUGAGAGAGCAUUCGUCGUCAGUUUUGUUAGAUAUUAUUCAAUCUUCCAAAGAUGAAUUUUUGACAACUAAAGAAGAUCAAACGAAAUCGAAGGAAUUAAGUAAAGAAAAACCGAUGCUUUCUCAAAAUAUGCAGAAAGAUUCUUUGAACGGUAACAUUAGCGUAACUAGUGUAACAGAUCAUAAUAAUUUUUCUGCUCGUACUGCAUCUUCAACAAUAGAUGUAACUCUUAGUAGUAGUAACAAAACAACUGCAUCAAAUAUCAACUACUCCAUACAAGAGAAAUCAGAGUCUUCUUCUGAAACUUGUAACGAUGUUUGCAUCAACAAAGACCUUAAAAUCCUGAAGAAAGAUGAAUCAUUUACAGAGACAGAAGUUGUAGAAAAUGUAAACGAAACGAGAAUGAAGAGUACAGAUUCCGAAAGCAGUAAUUCUAUUGAUUCGGUUGAACAAUCGGAACACGCAUUGUUAGAACUGUGCAUACAAAGUGGACUUCCUAACGCGGCUGAAAAUAUUAAAGGAAAGCAUAUUUCAAUUAUCAACCAACAGAAAAAAUUAUUGAAUGAUGAAUCUUACACUCAUUUAAAAAAUUCCUUGAAAGAUGAGAAUAGUAUUGAAAGUACGAAGGAUGAUAUCGAUGGAAAGGUAACAUACGUUGUUGAUAAGACGAUUAAACGUGUGGAAGAAGAUGUUUAUAGACGUCAACGCGAUCCCGAUGCUAUGAUCGCAUCGUUGGAUCGGCUGACAGCUACUUUGGUACAACAAACCGAAGCGAUACGAGAAAGAGAUUCUUCAAAUACGAUGAAACAAAGUAUAUUAAGUGAUACGUGGAACGAAGAUUCCCCCAAUGAAAUGUCUUUUCCAAGUAUAAGCAUCAGUGCUCCUAUGAUUCCUUCCUUCAAAAGCGAUGUUCCAGAUGGUCAAACAACAACCAUGUCUGACAUCGCGGAAGGCGAAGACGAUGAGCAUGUAAGUAUGACUGAUUCCAAGAUCAUUCAGCAGGAAGCCAUUAAAUUAGCAGAAGCAGUCGAUGCCGAAGUUAAUAAGCAAAAUGAAAUGGAAACAACAAGUAUGACAUCUAUCGAUCUCGAUGCCAUUAAACCACCAUCGUCUAUGGGAAGUUUAUUGUCUUUGACCGCCAGUUACGCUGGACCUACGGACAACAUAGAAAGUUACGUGAACAGAGACAGAUGUUACUCUACUUCUCUACCACCCGUUCAAACUAAGAAUCAAUCGGCUACCGACACGCGAAAUUGUCGAAAGAAAUCUUUGCCUCUUGGGGUUGUGGCUAAAAGAGCAUUGAAUCAGGGACAAAGUCAUACCGGUAGUUUAGAGAAUUUGCUCAACGAUUGUGUACACUCUCAUUUGGAAAACGUUAAGCCCCCUUCGGUAAUGGACGAACUGUUAGAUGUUGGAGAUAUGGAAAACAGUAUGCUGAGUGUUGCGAGUAUUACCUCGGAAGUAGCUGAUAAUAAGGAUCAUGAUUCACAUUCGUUAUCAGGAAGUGAUCCAGUAUUUGAUCUUCUUAAGCCUGUCGCUAAUGUGUUGUCCAUUACGUGUAUGCGAUAUGCCGAAGGUAUGCAAUCAAGCGGUAACAAUAGCCUAAGUGAAUAUUUAGAAAAUAUUAAUCCUCCAUCUCUCUUCAACGAAGUGAGUGAAAUGGAUCAGUCGACGAUGGAAGGAAACACAGAUACUUUGUGCAACGAUACUUUAUGUAUAGAUACAGAAUUACGCACAGAAGAAGUACCACCUACUUUGGUAGAAGCUAUUGACGAAGGUGAGAACGAUACCGACGAAGGAGUUACUACAAUUUCUUCGGAAUAUUGUCUCAGCAGUUCUGCAGAAUCGACUCCAAAGAAAAGAUCGAAUAAAAGUCAUUUAACGCCGAAACAAAAGAGAAAUUUGGCAAAAGAGAGAUAUAAAACGUAUACGAUCGCUGCUGAAAUUGUUAAGAAAGAAGAAGAGAGGCGUAAGCAAGAAGGUAAACCAGGAGAGACGCCAAAUAAAAUAAUCCAAGGCAAGUGUUCUCCUAUCUCCAAAUUAACACCCAAACAACGUAGACAAGAAGAUAGGGCACGCUUUCAAACUCAGGUACUUGAAAAUCCAUUUCCAAGUAUCAAUGCGCUCGCAAGUAACAAAGAAGAAAUAGAACAGUUCUGUCAACAAAAGGAUCCAGAAGUUGAAGAUCCAGCAUCUGCUAGCAAAUCUUCCAUUCCUACGCUCACGAAAUUGCCGAUGCCUAAGGCACUGAGAAAGAAGCGUGCCGAAAAUCAAGAAAAUAAAGAAAGAUAUCGCACAAGAACGUUAAAUGAUUCGGAGUGUUUGCAAAAGACUGAUGACUGUGAUUUAGAAGCAACGGUAAAUGCUUUAGAAAAGGAAAACACUGAUAACGUGCACAACGUUGCAUUGGAAGAAAUCAAUAACAUGUUGGAGCAUAAUGCUACUAUAGUAUUAAAUACCUUGAAUGAAUCUAGCAAGAAUCAUGCCAUUUCUCUUGGUGACGAUGUUUUAUUGGAUCAAGAAACUUUAAGCCUAGUAUCGAACGAAUCUGGGUCUGAACAAAGUCUAAGAUUAUGUUUUGUCAAUGGGGUAUCUAAAAAAUUAAUGGACACGUAUACGCAUCAAACACAAGACAUUUCCCAAAGAUUCAAUCACAAUGUCCAGGAAGAAAAGGAUAAAUCUGACGUAGAACAUGUUCAAGAAGAAAUUGAUCCUGUGGAAUCGGGGAGCGACAAUGGUUCUAAUUGCACCGAAGAACAAUGUCAGGUAAUGAAGCGUCCACGUAUAAUUAAGCCAGGAAUGAGUAGCAGUAGAGACGUUAGCGCGGAUUCGAAUAAUACGGACAAGUCGGAACCAGGAAGUCCAAAAGCAAUUCGUGGAAGGAGAAAAGCAUUGUAUUCUAAUCCAAUUACUAGAAAACCAACUCCACAGUCGUCGCCCUUGAAACAUCCAACUCCAAUUAGUGCUAUUCCUAUUGGACGUAGUAAUACCUCUCCUAUUGUUAGAACUACCAGGGCUACUACUCUUAGGCAAAGCAACGGUUCAGGUGUAACUGCUGCUACGAAAGAACCUUUGAAAACAAAUACCAGUCCAAAGAUAUCGUCUGCUAUUGCCAGUUAUGAAAAUAAAAUUAAAAAUAUGAAUGCUGCGAGUAAAAGAACAUCGGUUCCCAGCAAGGGAUCUUCGUUAACAUUUACCAGACCCAACAAACGGCACAGUACACCACCUGCAUGCUCUUCAAAUAGCCAAAACGAAUGUAAAGCUGAAGUACCACCGACAAAACCAUUAGAACGUCAAGGAACAUUCACUAAGGAUGAGCCAGAAGUAGAAAAUGCACCAACAGUAUUUUCACCAGCCUCGCCGGUUAAAACUAAAAUUGCUAAACCGAUAAAAGGAACGUCAAAGAUUCAUCCGGCAGUUGGCAAAUCGAAAAUUUCAGUGAGAGCUCAUCAAACAUAUCAGACGAAAGGUGUUAAAGCAAAUGGUAUUGAAAAACCACAGGUAUCAAAAGUCAUGCCAACGUUAGGAAUUCCUAAGAGCGGUUCCAAAAUAACAGGAACAGGUAAAGGUUUGACAAGUAAUCAGAGUGCAUUGCAAAAUGAUAGUGGGAAGGUUUAUAGAAAGGUAGGACCAUUAGGUCAGAGAUCUAACAGUAAUUCCAGUAUUAUAUCUGACACGUCGAACGGCGUACAAAGUCGUAGACUAGCAAAGGAAGCUACGAGUAAAAUCGCUAGUCUUUGGAAGAAGGUAGAAGAAAACAAGACGAAACAAUUGUCUGAUAAAUCGGACGCGAGAAAAUGGAUAACACCUGUCAGCGGUGCGACGGAGGUAGUAGACGGGCAAAUAAUUUCAAGCAAACCACCCGCGUUUAGAUUGUUUCGUAGCUCUACGUUCGAAGGAGUUCCUCAAGACGACAGUCAUAAGUUGUCUAUACAAAAAUCUCGAUCCAAACAGCCAUCUAUAACGAACGUUCAAGCCAGCGGAAUAAAAUAUAGAAAUUCAUGCGACUUGAGCGGUAUGAACGCGAACGAGGCGCCAUGUAAGAUUCCCGUUAAAUCAUCUAAUCCUACCACGUCAAAAAAAGAAAUCGUACAAGGAGAUAAUACCGUUGUUUUACGGCGUCAACAGGGAAACGAUGCUGGAAAUGAAAUUGACAGCGUUAAACGCAUGUCACGGCUUGGUUCUUUUAUAACAGUAGACCCACCAAAUUCGGAUGUUGCACAAAUACCAGUCAUGUCCAUGGGUAAUGGACGUACACCACCGGCGUCAGCUGUCGUACCACCCUUUAAUUACAACCCUAAAUCGGCAGACAUUCCUUCGCACAUAGUUAAAGCCAGAUCAGAUGACGAUGAGGAAGGAAAGUUCGAAGUUACAGAAAGUCAAACGGAAAUAGCUACGGCCUCUUCGAGAGUAACGACGGUAUAGAGUAAAAUCUUACAAGUUUUGUAGCAGUAAUUUUUUUAUUGUUGCAAACCUAGUCAUUAUAAAAAAAUGGAAAAGAACAAAAAUUCAUCCAUUUAUUUUGCAAUCGCGCGUUGCUUUAGUAUUUUUUUUUUUCUUCUUUUCGAUGGAUAAUUCGCGUGGUUUUAUCCAAUGUAUUUAUCUUUUGAUACGUUUCUUAAAUUCUAUAAAUAUAUAGAAUUUAUCUUACAUUUUAUUUUAUUAUUUUCAAGAUCAUGUUUCUCUUUUACUUUUUUUUUUUUUAUAUGUGUAAAGAAAGAAAAACGAUGAGAGAGGAGAAAUAGCAGGAAAUUUCCAUAAUUCAUUCCUGUUUAAACGUUUUGUCUGUUUGCGUGUUGUAUAUAAUAUAAUAAUAUGACAUAAUUCCAUCGAUACGAGUCAGUAUAAAAUUCUCUAGCGUCUAUAUUAGUAAUUAAUUAUACGCGGGAUUAUUUAUUCCAUUUUGUAUAUAUAUUAAAUGUGAUUAAGAAGUGUAGAAAAGAAAAAAGUUAGCAAACUGUCUGUUAUUACAAUACACAGGUGAUACGCUCGCUGCUGUACAUCUUUAAUUAGUGAAAAUCGAAUGAGAAAAAAGUUAGAUCUGUAUUUUGUUUUCGUUGUAGUUAAUAGUACAUAUUCUUUUUCAAUGAGAGGGAGAGAGAGAGAGAGAAAGAAAGAAAGAAAGAAAGAAAGAGCAUCGUCUAAUUACUUUUGAAGACUGAUAACGACGAUGUGUGAGAUACAUUUGGUCAAAUUUGAAUAUGUGUUUUUUCAAACAACAUGCAAAGAAAAUUAUUUAGUAAAUUAGUGGUAACAGUUUAUAUAAUAUGAAUAUAUCAAUUUAAUGGUCUACGUAAAGUAAUACUAUUUAAGGUGAUGAAAUUAUUUGUGAGAAGAAAACAAUUUUAUAAAUAAUACAACUCUAAGUUUCUAGUCUACUUCGAUCAAUUUUGCAAUCGAUACAUUGCUUAUAUAUACAUAUAUUUUCGUCGUCGUACAUCUUAUUAUAGAUAAAUUCAUUCGUAUUUAAAUUAUGUCUACCAAAUCAAGUUAUAUAUAUCAUACUUUUUAAAAGAGGUAUAUAUAUAUUAGUAUUAAAAUAUGCACAGAGAUCUAUCGCGUACGGAUUCGUUGUAUUUCAAUUUAAUUUAUUAUGUUUUUUUACGGUGGAUGAUUCAUUUAAACAAUUUAAUCCAUUCAAUUAUGAUGUUCGCUAUCCGAAUUGUUUGUUAACAGAUCACCACUGUAUUUUUUUCUUUUUUUUUUGUUUUUCAUUCAUUGAUUUUCUUUUUUUUUUGUUCCUGUUAUCUUAUUUCAAAUAUGUUGCAUUCUAUAUUGUGUCAUCGUUCCUUCUUUUGCGAACCGCACGUUCCAUUAGAAGAAAAAUGUUUGGCGUAAUAUGGAGUACAGAAAUAUUUUAUUUUUUCUUUAUUAUUGUUUCACUAUUUAUUAAAUGGCAUUUAUAAGUAUCGAACCCCAUUCCAGUUCGGGUUAAUUAAAUUUAACCGUCCCAACUCGGAUAUAAAAGGGGUCGCCUUUUCAUUUAUUUUCUUUUUUUUUUUUAAACGAAUUUUUUCUUCGCAUCCAUCCUGCAUAUUUUUUCAUAAUCAUUGCGUAAUAAGUCUCUCCCCUUAUUCUUCUUAGGAUAUAAGUAACAUUUAUUUCUCUAUUAUUAUUAUAUUAUACUUUACAUUUGGCAGGUAUUUAAGUAUAAUUUGUAUACUAAUAAGUGCUGAAUAAUAAAAUUUCUAGCUACUAUAAUUCAUGUUUUUCAUUAUAUAAAUAUUUACUGUUUAAGAUUUUAAUAAUAAUAAUAAUCAUAAUAAUAAUACUGCGUAAAAAUAUUUCGAAGUUUUCUCGUAAAAAGAAGAAGAAAACGUAGUAAUGAAAAUUGUUUCUUUAUUUUUGUAUAUUUACUUUUAUAAUUAUUAUGCAUUAUAAAGGACAAUCAUAAAGAUUAAUUGAUUUGUCUU
Molecule: messenger RNA, 11731 nt
Organism: Polistes canadensis
Lineage: Eukaryota; Metazoa; Arthropoda; Insecta; Hymenoptera; Vespidae
Exons: 7
Coding region: 1155-9743 (2862 amino acids)
Biological process (GO): cell migration; cell fate specification; positive regulation of protein catabolic process
Cellular component (GO): beta-catenin destruction complex; cytoplasmic microtubule; catenin complex
Molecular function (GO): beta-catenin binding; microtubule binding; gamma-catenin binding
Source: RefSeq, a predicted model, not a curated record